CGAAAGCAGAGCAAAAUGAACCGAAGCGCUUUCUGCCCGCCCAACACGCAUCAUCUCAGCUACGACGUCAUCGGCAGCCUUCCUCUUCGUUCCGCUCUCGCCCAAGAAGAUCACGAGAAGUCUCACGAGCCACUUGGUACUACCAGCUGCGAAGACGACGUCGGGAUCCAGACUCACGCCGUCUCCACCAUUGAUAGCGCACUCCUUGCCGAAUUAGAAAGCUGGCAGCGUAAAAGCAUCCAACUACGACGGAAGAGCCGCCGCGAGACUCAAAGGAGGUAUCGAAAGAAACAAGCCGAUUACACGACCAAAUUGGCGGAUGACGUCAAGCAACUCCAGGGUGGUAUCAAGAAGCUCCAACAACAACGGGCCUCUGUCGGUUCGGUAGACAGAGCUAAAAGAAAUGUUUGGAACGUAGCGCUCGCGUACAGUUCCAGUUUCCGUCGUGUGAACACCCAAGGUAUCCGCAGCCAAUUGGAGUUCCUUAGAGCGGCUAUGGCUCCCGAUGUGGCGUUUAACGGCGGUUUUGGGCCUGUUGAAUUGGCGGGAAGUUGGUGUGUUUUGCGCUGGUUCGACAACGUGGACGUGGAUAUCCAGUCGUUAGUCAAGAGUGGCGAAGAUUCCGUUGUCCAGACCACGAAAACAAGCGUGACGAUCACUGAGAGGACGUUGCAGAACCUGUUUCCACACGUGUGUGGCCACGGAAGUGGCGAUGGACGGAGCGCAGAGAUGGCCAGGUUGAUGGCAAGACUAGUUGAUCAGCGGAUUAUCAUGGAUGGGAGGACGGUGUUUCAGUGGGACAGUGCUUCGAACUCCAUGGCGAGUGUGACCACCGAGUGCGACUUGCUAUCGCCGAUUUUGAUGCUGCUGGGUAGUCUAGAGGAUGUAUCACUUCUAUUUGAUCGGGCACUAGUUUCUCCGGAUUUUCAGUGGAGACCAACAAUUUAACCGUCUGAUACUGUAGUUCCUUGGAUUUGAGGGAAGGUCCAAACCGUCUUGGCAAACGUUCACAUUCAUAAUGAAGCCAUAAUCUAAAAAAAAAGAGCUACAUUCACCUAUUUUAGCUUAGA
Molecule: messenger RNA, 1070 nt
Organism: Phytophthora nicotianae INRA-310
Lineage: Eukaryota; Oomycota; Peronosporomycetes; Peronosporales; Peronosporaceae
Exons: 1
Coding region: 16-948 (310 amino acids)
Source: RefSeq, a predicted model, not a curated record